Messenger RNA from Colletes gigas, 2895 nucleotides. RefSeq lists its product as uncharacterized. Bases 802 to 2895 code for a protein of 697 amino acids. The transcript has 5 exons. The record is from RefSeq and is a predicted model, not a curated record. NCBI's taxonomy places the organism in Eukaryota, Metazoa, Arthropoda, Insecta, Hymenoptera, Colletidae.
UUCAUUAUGGUCCUCGACUUCAUAGCGUGAACAGUCCAACGCAUACGCGAUCAAUAUAAACAACAAUAUUAUUUGUAUCCAAAUUUUGUGUAUCUUGUAAAAAUCAUUCGAGAAAAACGCUUGAAACUAUUUACGAAAAAGAAACCAUAAAAUUUCCAACGCUACUAGUAUCGAUAUAUCGAUAUAUGAACGCUUGGGAUUCCCGUUGUUAUUUAGUAGUACUUGAAUUUUUCGCGGCAAACGUACAAAGUGUCUUUUAACGAAGAUCAAAUAUUGUAUAGUGUUGAAUGUUUCCUCUUCCUUCGAUUAACGGAACAGAUUAAAGAAGAUCGGACUGUUGGCGAGAAGAAACAGAAGCUGGUAAGAAUAAUAGCACCAUUUAUGUAUACUUACAUUCAUCGUUUUAUCAGCACGUGCUACAGUAAGUAAAACCGUUUAAGAAUUAAGCGUUGAUUUAUUGGAGACAGAACAAGUUUUCGAUUGUUGUGAAAAUAGUUUAAGUUUCGUUAUGUACGUAAUUUGUAGCUGUAACAAUUUAAUCUAUAACAAAACGAACAAACGAGUAAAUAAAUUUAAUUUCCAGGAAUGUAAUUGCAUUGUUUGCAAUUGAAAUUGAUUUAAUGUGUGAUAUCAGAGAUCUAAUUCGUCAUUUUAUUUACGAACGUUUUUUACUUUUUAUAAUCACAUUUUGAUGUUUAUUUUCAUUCGUGACAGCAGACAAUUACGAUUAUUGUAAUACAGAAUUUUAUAAGUUGUACAAUCUUGUCAUAGUAUUAUCUAAUUUGUAAUAUUCUAAGAAAAAUGGGAGAAUCAGGACAGAGUUAUUCUUCCGAAGAGGAAUAUUGGUUAAAUAGAAAGAAACUGCGACCAAAAUUUUGGCAAAAUACCUGCGGUGUUGCAAAUGCAAUACAAGACAAGUAUAAAAAUAUUUUGGGUUCCAGACCCAUUGUUCUUUUGCAAAGAUUACCAGAAAAUGUUAUAAAAGAUAACAAUGGUCAAACUAGCAAAUAUUCUGAACAAAAAAUUGACGCAAAGAAUCUUGCAAAAGAUUCUUUAUCGGAUGGGCAGUUGAACAGACCUGAUUUAUUAUUAUAUAAUGCAAAAGUUGUAUUAACAAGAUUGUCAAUAAAUGAAACUAGAUUGGCUACAAUAGGUAGAAGCACUGAAAAAUUAGGUAAAGUUAGAACUGCUCCUAAAUGUAAUUAUAGUUUAAAGAAAGGUAUAAAUGGUUGUACCUUACCCAUAAAAGAUAAUUCUGUGUUGUGUGUGAAUAAAAGUGAUUAUGAAUCUACCUUUGGCAAAACGGCAAUUGUAGGAGACAAUAAAAAUUCAAACAUAAUAAAUGUUCCUAGCCAGUUUGAAGCAUGUACAACAAAGAUUCUGAAGAGGAAAGGAAAAAGGAAUAAUGGACAUAAUUUUAACAAAAGGCAGAAGAUUUCCCAGCAGUCCCAGAUCUUUGAAGAUAUUGAUACAACUAGGAUCGAUGAGAAAGAAAGAGAUCUGAACCAGAACUGUAUUCACAGUAUGGUUCAUCGUAGUGGCAAUUUUGUAGAUGAAGAAAAUAUUGUAUUUAAUCACUUUAAUUUUGAAAAUGAAGAACAAGAGCAUACUUUGCCAGGUACACAGAAAUUAAUAAGAGAAAAGGAAAAGAUCGAUGUACAUAAUGUGACGCAUGAUAUAAUGCAACAAUCGCUAGAAACUGCAACUUUACUAAAAAAAACACACACAGAAAAUAACGAGAUCGUUAGUAACGAGGCUAUACAAAGAGUAAAUAGCUGGCUUACAGAUUCUAGAAUUAAGCCUAGCAUUAGCGCAAUUGAGAUCGGUAGCAUUAAUAAUAAUGUUAUAGAGACAAAUGCAGAUAGAGCAAUAUCUCAAUUGACGAACGUAGCCGUUAAUAAGAUUACACAGACCAAAAAUAAUGAAAAUAUACCACCCCGUAUUGCGGAAAAAAAGUUAAACAACGAACAAGGUAUUUCAAAUUCAAUAGAACAGAAGGAAAUAGAAACUCUUAAAAGCGUUUCUAAACCAGAAUGUGAUUCACUGCAGAAAAAAACAUGGAACUUAACGGAAACAACAUAUGUAACAUAUAAGUCACCUGUACAAAAUGAACAUUUAUUUUCAGACGAAGUAAAUUCUAGUAGUAAGCGCACCGAGGAUGACGAGGAUGAAGACAUUGACUGUAUUUCUUUGUUCGCUGAUUCGGCACUUAUGGAAGAAUACAACGAUUCACUUGUAUCCGUUAACAAGGACAAGGUGUAUAAUUAUUUACAUACUGAAAAAGCGUAUGCCAUGACCAAUAAUGUAAUUGAUAAUUAUUAUAAAAGGACUGCAUAUGAAUUUAAUAAGUUAUACAACUCUUACAGUUCGGAGAACAGUCAAAAUACUACAAAACAAAAUGAAGAAUCGUUAGAGUUACCACAAAAUACAACACAAAAUAUCAUUGUAGACAAUACAAAUUACGAAAUACAAAGUAGAGACUACAAGAGAAAAUAUCAUAAUUCAACUCCAUUGAUAAAAUUCAAUCAAAAUUCCCAGCUAAAUAAAACAACGAAUAGACACACUCUCGAUAUAACACAAAAUAUCAUUAACGCUAAAUCUCUUCUAUUGACGAAAUUCUUACAAACGACCCAGCGAGAUCAAACUGAAAUAAGACAUCGUUUUGAUAUAAUUUCAACAAUUUUUCGCGGCUAUUGCUAUAAAAUAAUUAAAUUUGGCGUAUGCAACAACGAAAACUGUUGCUUUAGUCAUGCGUUCUUGCCGUUUAUGUUAUAUCUGUAUACGGAAGAUGAACAAUUUUUGUUCAAAAUUAUAGACGAAUUGAGAUCGUAUAACCAUCUAACAUUUUUAUCUAAAUUCUAUGUAUAUUUACUUUAUAUCAAUGUAAUAUUUUGA